AUGAGGUCCACGGGGACUAGGGUCAAGACCUAUCAAGGUCCGCAGGGACCACUCCUGGUCAGGGCACUCUUCAUUCCACGCUCAACUCCCCGUUUAUUUUUCUGCACGAUGCGAUCGUCGUCGGCGGUUCUUCCGAGCCAGUCGUUGACAUGGCCCACAGUGGUUGAACGUUCAACUCCUUCGUCCAUCUCGACAGGCAAGGUUCUUCCAGGUUUUUCGCUGCCUUUCUGUCACCCACGGCAAUGGAUGGACUCCAGGCCGGCCGGCGGGAAGCAACGCCCACCCACAUCGCCGACGCCGGCCAGCCUGCAGAAUAGGCCGCGCACACUGUCCACGCCCCGUCGACCCUGCGGGUGCCUGGUCAGCGCGUAAGCAGCCAGUAAGCAGCCACGAAGCACCACAGAGCAGCGCACACGCGCGCCCACAGAGGCCCGCCGAACCGCCAGGCUCCCACACCCGCGGGACGUGAUGCUGAUACUAUACAUGAGAUCACAGGCCUGCUAGGUCGACGCCUCGCCCAUCACAACGUGCCCGGUGCCGAGCGCCCAUCGCUCAGCUGCACCACCCGGUACAAAAGUAUGAUGCGCGUCGGCGCGACGCAGCACGGCAUGGAAGUGACAACCGCACGCAGUGCAAGUAAAUCACGGUCCUGAUAUGUCGGGCGGCAGCGCUCACCGCGUCGCGGUAUUAUGCUGUGUACGAGUCGGACGGCAUCUGGCGCGCAUGUGUCCUGAUGUUGGCACUGUCAGCGGUCCGCGUAAACUCGCGUCGCAUCUCGAUCCUGGGGUCGCCAGCCCGAAAUU
Messenger RNA from Heterobasidion irregulare TC 32-1, 803 nucleotides. RefSeq lists its product as uncharacterized. NCBI's taxonomy places the organism in Eukaryota, Fungi, Basidiomycota, Agaricomycetes, Russulales, Bondarzewiaceae. Bases 1 to 372 code for a protein of 123 amino acids. The transcript has a single exon. The record is from RefSeq and is a predicted model, not a curated record.